UACAAGCCAUAGAGAAUCACAAAUGCCGUGUAAUGUCUGCAGAAAAAGGAUUUUUUAAGUAGAAUCUAUGGUUUCAGUACAUCAUCUCAUUAAAUAUAUUUGACUGUUGUCAUAGCUGAGAGACUGACUUACAAUAACUUUUUCUAUAAAUAAAUCAGUAGUCUUCAUUCUGUGACUCCACAGACUAAUUUGGGUCACAUUGUCAAUUGUUUUGGGUGGUAUCAUGGGUUUCUUCUGUUGGCGAGAGUGGUUCGAAUUUUGGAAGAAACCUGCAGUAAGCAGGGAAGAUGGUGAAGAAUGGGUAAAUGAUGGAUCAGUUGAUCUUAGAGGAAGGUCUGUUAUGAAGUCAAAGUCUGGAGGAUGGAAGGCUUCUCUUUUCAUAAUCGGAGUUGAGUUCAGUGAAAGGUUGACAUACUAUGGAGUGGCCUCCAAUUUGAUAAUCUACUUAACCACUGUGUUGCAUGAAGGAGUUGCCACAUCUGCAAAGAAUGUGAAUAACUGGUCAGGAGUCACAACUGUCAUGCCCCUUGUGGGAGGAUUUCUAGCAGAUGCAUACUUUGGUCGUUAUUGGAUGGUACUAAUCUCCUCUGUGAUAUAUCUCUUGGGAUUAGUAUUGCUGACCCUCUCAGCUUCACUCACUGCCUUGAAGCCUCCACAGUGUGAUAAAGCCAACUUGACAUGCAAUCCCCAUUCAACAUCCACACAAGUUGGGAUCUUCUUCUUUGCCUUGUAUUUGAUAUCUAUAGGCACAGGUGGUCACAAACCUUCUCUCCAAGCCUUUGGGGCAGACCAAUUCAAUGAACAAGACAGUACAGAAAAGCUGAAAAAAAUAUCUUUUUUCAAUUGGUGGUACUUUGGUCUGUGUGGAGGUGUUCUUGUUGCAGUCACAGUUGUUGUAUAUGUUCAGGACAAUAUAGGCUGGGGUAUCGGCUUUUCCAUCCCUACAGCAGCCAUGGCUGUGACACUCAUCUUGUUUUUGUUUGGAACUCCGUAUUACAGAAACAGGAUCCCCAGAGGCAGUCCUCUAACUCGGAUACUACAAGUCUUUGUUGCUGCCAUCAGGAACAGGAACCAGAAGAAUCCCGAAGUGGGUCUUCUCUAUGAGAAAUUGGAUCUGGAAGACAUCAGAUCUGGGCAGAGGUUGUUAUCACAUACAGAAAACUUAAAGUUCUUGGACAAAGCAGCCAUAGUGGUACAAACUGAUGCAGAUGGAGCAGGAAACACUAGAUCAAAGGAGCCAAAUCCAUGGAAAGUGUGCACAAUAACUCAAGUAGAGGAAACCAAGCUUAUAAUAAGGAUGGUACCUAUCUGGUUAUGUUGCCUAACCUAUGGAGUGGCAAUAGCUCAAGGAACCACCUUUUUCAUAAAGCAAGGCUACACCAUGGAUAGAAGAAUGGGGUCUCAUUUUCUAAUCCCCCCAGCCUCUCUUCUUACCUUCACUGCUGGUUCCAUGGUUAUUUUUGUGGCAAUCUAUGAUAGAUUUCUAGUCCCCAUAGCAAGAAAGUUCACAGGAAAUGAAAGAGGGAUAAGCAUACUUCAAAGAAUUGGUGUGGGCAUGUUCUUCUCCAUCCUCUUCCUAAUAUGUGCAGCUCUUUCUGAGAAAAAGAGGGUAAAUGCAGCAAAGAGCCAUGGAUUACUUGACACUCCCAAGGCUACAGUACCCCUCAGUGUUUUCUGGCUAAGCCCACAGUUCAUAUUGCUUGGAAUAGCAGAUGUGUUCACACUGGUGGGAUUGCAGGAAUAUUUCUAUGAUCAAGUCCCUGACAACAUGAGAAGCUUGGGGAUUGCCUUUUAUCUGAGUGUUGUGGGUGUUGCAAGUUUUAUCAGCAGUCUUCUCAUCACUAUUACAGGUAAGGCCAGUGAAAGAGGAGGUCAUGGGGGAUGGUUUGUCAACAAUCUCAACAGAUGCCAUUUAGAUUAUUUCUACUGGCUCUUGGCUUCUCUCAGUGCUGUCAACUUAUGCCUCUAUAUCUACAUUGCAAGAAAAUACACAUACAAGAAAGUCAAACCAAUAGAGGAAAACAGUAUACAUCAGUCUGCUGUUCACACCAACAAAACUUAGUGCACAUCAUUGAUGUGUACAAUGUUAUAAAAUGUAACGUAAUUAUAGCUAUGUUAUAAAAUGUAAUGCAAUUAUAGCUA
This is a messenger RNA of Cryptomeria japonica (Japanese cedar), 2142 nucleotides long. Its product is annotated as protein NRT1/ PTR FAMILY 5.7. Gene Ontology annotation, cellular component: membrane. The transcript is spliced from 4 exons. The record is from RefSeq and is a predicted model, not a curated record. Gene Ontology annotation, biological process: transmembrane transport; dipeptide transport. Gene Ontology annotation, molecular function: tripeptide transmembrane transporter activity; dipeptide transmembrane transporter activity. Bases 224 to 2062 code for a protein of 612 amino acids. NCBI's taxonomy places the organism in Eukaryota, Viridiplantae, Streptophyta, Pinopsida, Cupressales, Cupressaceae.